Molecule: messenger RNA, 1131 nt
Organism: Theobroma cacao (cacao)
Lineage: Eukaryota; Viridiplantae; Streptophyta; Magnoliopsida; Malvales; Malvaceae
Source: RefSeq, a predicted model, not a curated record
CAGACUUGAGAGCCAAACCCAAUCAACAAAUAUCUCUUCAAAGCUUUCUGUCUGCUCUCUCUCUCUCUCUCUCUUAACCAUGUUAUUGAGAAGGAACCUAACCUUAGUCUCUUCAAAUCUGUUCAUUUCUUGAUCUGGGUUGUAACACUCUUUCUUUCUCCAGAUCAUAGUUUUCUUAUUUUUUUUAACCAUCAAAGUUUGAAACUUUCAUUGCUUUUUUUUGUUAUCCCAAGUUUUAACUUUCUCUAAUAAACUAACACCGAAAACAAAUCCCAUCUGGGUUCUUCCUUUUCUUUUAGUAUGUUUGCUUGGUUUUAACAGAUUCACGGUAAUGGGUUUCUUGUUAAAGAUGCAUAUUGACUUUGGUUCAUUUCAGAUUGCAACUUUAUUUGUAUGAGAGCUUUUCAUAGUUGGGUUUAAGAUUAUGGGCAGAGGUAGAGGAAAGGGAAAGAAGUUGACUGUUAGCAACCAUGAGGAUGCUGGAAGUGGUGAAGAAGAGAAGAUUCCUGCGCAGAAGAGAAGAGGAAGGCCACAAAAACCAUUAAAGGAUGAAAUUGAUGAAGAAGAAGUUGAAAAACUAGAAGAGGAGGAUGGUGAGAACGGAAAAGCUGGUAUCACAAGCAAAGAGAGAAAGAGUCCCUCUGCUGCAGAGAAUGGAAAAAAGAGAAAACGGAACUCACAGGUUAAAGAGAAGCCUGAUUUGGUCAAAGAAGAGAAUGGUGUUGGCACCAGAUCAAGCAUUGAUGACUCAACAAAGUCUACUGGGUUUCGGCAAAAUGGGAGUAGGCGGAAAAGUAAGCCACGUCGAGCAGCUGGAGCAGUUGUUGAAUGCAAGUGAGAUCAUGGCUGCUUCUUGUGAUGGGGCUCUUCUUUUUCACUUUGCCAGAUACAUAAUGAGAUAGGAAGUGAGUCCUAGUAAAUCUCUAGUCAAUAUUGCAUUUCGGUAAUUGUUUCUUUUUUUAUUUUUGUCGGUUCCCUAUCUUUAAUUCCUUUUCUAUUUAUUUGAUUUUGGAGUUUUGGAACUGAUUCUGCUGGUUGUAAUUUUUGAUAAUUCUAUUAUAUUCCAUAUCAUCACUGGAUUCUUGUAAUAUAUCAUCUGGAUUACAAUGCCAAGCUCUUCUUUUCACUUUA